CGAUUGACAGUGAGUAGAUGUAUGCCUAGUCAUUUUUCUGAAUUGGUAAGUUAUUCAUGUGAAAUGUCCCAAUUUUUGUCCUGUAUUUGAUAUAAGUACUAAAUAGGUACAUUUUAUAAAUUUAUUCUCCGUCCUCUGCCUCAUUCCGGUUUGGGUCUAAAUCAGAUAGCACGCAAUAAUGCAGCUACACGAAUUUGGAGCCGUGGACUAUAUCGUUUUUAUUCUCACCAUUGUUGUCUCCCUUGGAAUCGGAAUCUAUUAUGCUCUGUCAGGCGGCCGCCAAAGAACCACUUCGGAAUACCUCGUGGGUAACCGUAAGAUGGCUGUUCUACCAGUAGCCAUAUCCUUACUGGUAUCCUUCGAGUCCAGCAUUAUGAUGUUAGGAACACCUGCAGAAAUAUACAGAUAUGGCAUUCAGUGGAUAUGGGCAAAUCUAGGUUUUUUCUGUGCCAACCUAUUAGCGAUUAAAGUAAUGGUUCCGCUGAUUCACCCAUUAAAGAUCACAAGCGCUAAUGAGUACCUAGAGCUUCGGUUCAAAUCCCACGCUGUCCGCCUGCUAGCCACGUCUCUGGGAAUUUUGAAUUACGUCAUGUAUAUGGGUAUUGUUCUGUUUGGCCCUGCGUUGGCCCUGGAAGCAGUGACGGGGUUUCCGAUGCCAUAUUCAAUUCUGAUUGUCGCACUGGCUGCUGUCAUAUAUACCUCUAUAGGAGGGAUCAAAGCUGUGAUAUGGACGGAUGUUUUCCAGUUUAUGGUAAUGUUUUCCGGAAUAUUCGCUGUGAUGAUAAAAGGAACGAUAGACAUAGGGGGUAUUGGUAAGACCUGGAAAAUAGCUAAUGAGAAUGGAAGAUUAAACUGGUUCAAUUUUGAUUUGGACCCUAGAGCUCGUCACACCUUUUGGAACCUCUUCAUUGGCAGUGUGGUCAGAGGACUUUUUCUUAUCUUCAAUCAAUCAUCUGUUCAAAGGAUUUCCUCUACACCUACUUUAUCUGAUGCUAAAAAAGUAAUGUAUUACACCGCCCCUGGUUUCCUCGUAACCAUAUUUCUAGCAGUCAUAGAGGGGAUUAUAGCAUAUUCCUACUACCAUACUAUUAGAUGCGAUCCAUUAGCGUCAAAGACCAUCAAAAAUUCUAAUCAGAUUGUUCCGGCUAUGGUUAUGAGCAUUUUUGGCGACAUCCCCGGUAUGCCCGGCCUCUUCAUAGCUUCUCUGUUUAGUGCAUCUUUAAGUACCUUAUCGUCGGGACUAAGUAGCUUAUCUGCGCUGGUGUGGCAGGACUUUGUUAGACCCCAUACCAAACCGAUGUCAGAAUUCAAAGCCACUGUGAUCGCUAAACUAUCAGUUGUCGUAUUUGGAUGCAUGGCCGUUGCAGUUGCCUUUCUUGUUUCGACCAUCGGUGGAACCCUUGUACAGAUUACGGGAACUAUUCUUUCUACAAUAGGAGGACCAUUAACAGGGGUAUAUCUCAUUGGCUGUUUCUGUCCGUGGGUUAACGCCAAGGGAGCUAUUUUCAGCUGCAUAAGUGGAGUAGCAAUAGUUGGAUGGAUUGCUACGGGAAUGUCCGUAUCCACGGGAAUCAAAAGAACGCCUCCUCUUCCGCCGGCCCCCACAGACAAAUGCUUUGAUCCCUCCUUUGUUGCCAAUGCUAGUGACUGGAUGAUGAAUUCAACAUUAGAAACCAUGUAUUCCACCAUUAUGACAACGGAAGCGUCUGUCCUUGUUGAACCAGUGGAACCGAAAGGCCUUGAUCAGCUGUAUUCAAUCUCCUACACCCUCCUAAGUAUCAUCGGAUUGAUCAACAGUGUCAUUUCGGGAACUAUUUUCAGUUUCCUAACUGGUUACACAAAGCCUGAGGAAUCAGACCCAAGAUAUUUGAUAUCCCUUACAGACGAGUUAUUAUUCUUUCUUCCGGAGUGGAUCAGAAAACCACUGCGAUUUGGAUAUAAUUAUGAUAGAGCAAAGGCUUACAAAGAAAAAGAAUUCACUGAAAUAGACCUCGUAAGUGAUAAGAUACACAACUUUGCCAAUGUGACUAUCACAAUAAGUUCUGAGAAGAGAGAAAAGGACAAGAUUAACGGUGUUGGCGAACUCUUAAUAGAGGAUCCACAAUUGGAGAGGGUGGCCGCAGACGAAGAUGGUACUGUAACGGGCGUCACACUGUUAGUCAGAGAGAAGGAAGACGCAUCAAAUGAUAACAGCGGAGAGGAAGAAGCCAGCGCUCUUCUAACCAAGCAAGAACAAAUGUAACAAUAUUAAUAAUGAUGAAGUGAGUUAAAUUUCAAAAGAAUGUGUUAUGUCGAGUGUAGAGAAGGUUUAAAUCAAUUAGCGAUGUAUUUUGAAAUAUCAUAGUAUGUAUGUUUGAAUUUUAAUAAAAAUGAAAUCCUU
Molecule: messenger RNA, 2380 nt
Organism: Ostrea edulis (European flat oyster)
Lineage: Eukaryota; Metazoa; Mollusca; Bivalvia; Ostreida; Ostreidae
Product: sodium-coupled monocarboxylate transporter 1-like
Exons: 17
Coding region: 179-2242 (687 amino acids)
Biological process (GO): sodium ion transport; transmembrane transport
Cellular component (GO): membrane
Molecular function (GO): symporter activity
Source: RefSeq, a predicted model, not a curated record